CUACUGUUAUAUUGUGACGUAACAGAAGGGGUGGGGUUGACAUAUUGUUUAGAAUCCUGAAUCUUGCAGAAUACUCUCGAAGUUUCUGCAUGUCUACAUAAUGAGUGGCUGUGAGGGAGGUCCUCAUAAACUGGGCAUCGUAAAUGUUAGUUCAGUUACUCUGUGUCAUACAGCUCCUGGGCGCACCAGCUCUUCGGCAGUCGCAAGUGCAAUUUACUUAAAUUAAGUUUAUAUAUAUAUAUAUAUCAUUGCUCAAAACUAACGUUUCACCUUAGGUCGAAUCAACGCGCGCACAAAAGUGCACGGUGCGGAGCGAACGUUGCCGUCGUCGAACUUGACAGCAAGUUAAUUUAGCUAACUAGCUAACACACUUUGUAUCUAUCUGUGGUGAUUGGCUCGCUGAAGUGAAGCCCGAUGGUGAAAAUGGGUAAAGACUACUAUACCGUUUUGGGAAUACAGAAAGGGGCGUCCGACGAUGAGAUCAAGAAGGCUUAUCGCAAGCAAGCGCUGCGCUAUCAUCCGGACAAAAACAAGUCGCCAGACGCUGAGGAGAAAUUCAAAGAAAUCGCUGAGGCAUACGAUGUACUUAGCGACCCAAAGAAGAAAGACAUCUACGACAAAUAUGGGGAAGACGGUCUGAAGGGUGGCGUCCCUGGUGGUGGAGGGAUGGGCGGCAUGGGCCCCAACUUCUCCUACACCUUCCAGGGCGACCCGCACGCCAUGUUUUCCGAGUUCUUCGGCGGCCGCAGCGCCUUCGACGUCCUCUUUGGCGGCGCCGGCCGCAACAGCGGCAUCGAGGACAUGGACACGGACGACCCGUUCGCCAACUUCGCCAACAUGGCCGGCGGCAUGCCCGGCAUGUCCUUCUCCACGGGCAGAAUGGGCGGUGGCAGUGGCAUGGGCUCUCGCUCUGGCCAGCGUAAGAAGGACCCGCCGGUGGUCCACGAGCUGCGCGUGAGUCUGGACGAGGUGAUGACCGGCUGCACCAAGAAGAUGAAGAUCUCGCGCAAGCGGCUGAACCCCGACGGGCGCACAACGCGCCCCGAGGACAAGGUGCUGGUGGUGGACAUCAAGAAAGGCUGGAAGGAGGGCACCAAGAUCACCUUCCCCGGCGAGGGCGACGAGACGCCCAGCAACAUCCCCGCUGAUGUCGUCUUCGUCGUCAAGGACAAGCCGCACGCCGUCUUCCGCCGCGACGGGUCCGACAUCGUCUACCCGGCCAAGAUCACACUCAGGGAGGCUCUCUGCGGUUGCACGGUAAACGCGCCGACGCUGGACGGACGCACGGUCACCGUGGCGAUGCAGGAUGCGGUGGUGCACCCCGGCAUGAAGCGGCGCAUGACGGGCGAGGGCCUCCCCCUGCCCAAGCACCCUGAGCGUCGCGGCGACCUCGUGGUCGAGUUCGAGGUCAAGUUCCCCGAGAGGCUGAGCCAGAGCGCCCGCGACACCAUCGCCCAGGUGCUGCCUGCGUCGUGAACCACCCCCUUUCUUGACCCCCCCACUUCGCUUCAUUGCCCGCAAACAAAGCACCAAGAUGGAGAUUGGGAAGGCUGCAUGCCAACCAAUCAGCCCCAUCACAGGAUUGACAGGACAAGCUAGAUUAUUAUUUUUAUUGUUGCUGUUGUUGACACAAAGGAUGGACUCAAAGGCCACAUAUAUUUAUUUUGAUAUAAAUAAGUAUGGGAAUAUAUUUGACUCUUAUCAAACUGACAUCCUGUGUCUAGGGCUUGUGUUUACAAGGAAGCUGUUCAUUCUGCAACAGCUGAUUAAGGACCCUGAGAUAUGCUGCCUCCAUGUGGUCACUGCCAGUAUUGCACCAGUGAAACACAGUAGAUCAGUCAUUCUGUACUUCUUUGUUUUUACAUUUUUUUUGUAUGUUUUCUGUUCUGCUGUUUAUAUUUGCUUUUUUUUUAUAAAAAAAAGAAGAGAAAAAAGUAAUUAUAAUUUCUAAAUCUCUUUAUGGAAUUGCUUGCACUUGAAACUGUGGCGUUAGCUGCUACGUAUUGUAGCGUUAUACUUUAGCGGCCUUGCAGUCAAAGAGCGGCCCUAGUCAGUGGAGAGAAGAAGCAAAUGUGUGUGUGUCGUCUGUGGCGCUGGUCUCCAUGGUGAUGUGGCACACAGUCUCAGGCUACAUGUUGCUCAACCCCAACGGUUUACCAAUGAAAUGUCUCUGAUUUACAGCCAGGGAUUCCAAAGUUGAAACCUUGUGUUGAGGUAGUUGGUUGUGUGUGUGAGGGGUGUGUCUGUGUGUGUGUGUGUGUGUGUGUGUGUGUGUGUGUGUUUAACCUUAAGCAAAAGAGAGUACCUCUUGAAAUACUAAGUGAGCUAGCAUCUUCGGGAAUACAUGCUAUCUGAACACUUGGAACUACGCACUCUAUUACUGCAUAAAAUAUGGACCUGAUGAAAGGGUUUUUUUGAAAAACUUUUAAAGAGUCGUCUUUUAUGUAUAUCUGUAAAUGAAAAGCUAAAUUUAAAUAAAAUCGUUUUUGUUCACAAAACAAAA
Alosa alosa (allis shad) is the source of this 2503-nucleotide messenger RNA. RefSeq names its product DnaJ heat shock protein family (Hsp40) member B1b (gene dnajb1b). The transcript has 3 exons. The record is from RefSeq and is a predicted model, not a curated record. Gene Ontology annotation, cellular component: cytosol. Bases 415 to 1476 code for a protein of 353 amino acids. Lineage: Eukaryota; Metazoa; Chordata; Actinopteri; Clupeiformes; Clupeidae. Gene Ontology annotation, molecular function: transcription corepressor activity; Hsp70 protein binding.